UUCGUUGGGUCGCUCGAUUGAUCGGUUUCCAUCAACAGCCAUUCAGUAGAUGUUCAUCACUUCGUUAAGACAAUUCAAAGGAAUCGGUCGUUGGGUUCGGAUCUUAUCGUCUUUGAUAUUAAUUGCUAGUAUUGCUUCUAAUCGUUAAGUGUGAUAAAUAAGAAAUAAAUUAACGGAACGGAACAAAAGAACUUUUCCCAUAGAAUGCUCUGCUGAAUAUUUUUGUCGCCUUAAAACAAAAAAAAAAAAAAAUGGAAUUAAAUAAUGUAACUAUCGAUGGGGUUGCCCAAAAUGUUGCUGUCACAACGAUUGGCGGAAAAUCAAAUGACACCGAAAACAAAGCGAAUGGCACAAAAAGUACGGAGAACAAUAAGCUGUUAUACGGCAUAAACGAUAAUCCACCAUGGUAUCUGAGUAUAUUUCUGGCAUUCCAACAUUAUUUGACAAUGAUCGGUGCAAUUGUUUCGAUUCCGUUCAUUUUAACACCGGCCCUUUGUAUGUCCGACGAAGAUCCAAAUCGUGGUAUCAUUAUAUCGACAAUGAUAUUUGUAACGGGUAUUGUGACGUAUUUUCAAGCCACAUGGGGUGUACGUUUGUCGAUUGUUCAAGGUGGUACGAUUUCGUUUUUAGUGCCGACCCUGGCCAUUCUUGCAUUGCCACAAUGGAAAUGCCCUCCGGAAGCGGAGAUCGAAGCAAUGGAUGAUGAUUCGAAACAGGAGCUGUGGCAAAUACGUAUGCGUGAGUUGUCGGGUGCCAUCGCCGUUUCGGCUAUGGUGCAGGUUAUUUUGGGUUACACAGGGCUGGUGGGAAAAAUUCUGCGAUUUGUAACACCGCUGACCAUAGUGCCCACAGUGUCGUUGGUGGGUCUAACAUUGUUCGAACAUGCCGCCGAAACUGCUUCCAAACAUUGGGGCAUUGCUGUGGGAACAACAGCCAUGUUGACUUUAUUUUCCCAAAUAAUGUCAAAUGUUGCCAUUCCGGUGCCAGCUUAUCGCAAAGGUCAUGGUAUUGAGUUUAGACCUUUCUUGCUGUUUCGCCUGUUUCCGGUCCUUUUAACCAUUAUGAUUAUGUGGGGUCUUUGUGGCAUCCUAACACUGACCGAUGUCUUUGAAGAGGGUCAUCCUUCUAGAACAGAUGUUCGUUUAAAGGUGUUAACCAAUGCCAAAUGGUUUUAUGUUCCAUAUCCUGGUCAAUUUGGUGUGCCUUCAGUUACAUUGUCAGGAGUACUAGGCAUGCUGGCUGGCGUCUUAGCCUGUACUGUGGAAUCGUUGAGUUACUACCCAACAGUUUCUCAAAUGUCGGGAGCGCAAUCACCACCCCUGCAUGCGAUCAAUCGAGGUAUUGGUACUGAAGGUUUAGGCACGGUCUUGGCUGGCCUUUGGGGUGCUGGUAAUGGUACAAAUACAUUUGGUGAGAAUGUUGGUGCCAUAGGUGUCACUAAGAUUGGUUCCCGUCGUGUCAUCCAAUGGGCUGCCUUUAUUAUGAUUCUGCAGGGUGUUAUUGGUAAAUUUGGUGCGGUGUUCAUCCUUAUCCCCGAUUCCGUUGUGGGCGGUAUAUUUUGUGUUAUGUUCGGUAUGAUUGUUGCCUUCGGUCUGUCCACGCUACAGUAUGUGGAUUUACGUUCAGCACGUAAUCUCUAUAUUUUGGGUUUGUCGAUUUUCUUCCCAAUGGUCCUGUGUAAAUGGAUACAAGAACAUCCGACAGCCAUUCAAACGGGUAAUGAGACGGUGGAUUCAACAUUAACGGUGCUCUUGGGUACCACAAUUUUAGUCGGUGGUCUAUUGGGUUGCUUUUUGGACAAUGUUAUACCAGGUACUGCAAAGGAGCGUGGACUGGUGGAUUGGGCCAAUGAAAUGCCACUUGGUGAUGAUAACAUAAACGACGGCACUGCCACGGAUUAUGAUUUCCCCUAUGGCAUGGAAACACUGAGACGCUGGAAAUGGACCUACUAUGUGCCCUUCUUACCCACAUAUAAACUACAAAAACAAAGCUGAUUUCUAAAUAAGCACAAUGCACAGAUGAAAAAAAACGAAAUAUUUUUUAUUUUAUCCAGUACCUAUUGUUAUUGUUUUAUUAUAAUUAUUGUUUUGUUGUAAAUUUACCAUCUACAGUUUAUGUUUAAUUUUAAAUAUUAUUCAAAUGUACUUAAUAAAUAACAAAAUGUUGUAUCAAA
Musca domestica (house fly) is the source of this 2173-nucleotide messenger RNA. Its product is annotated as solute carrier family 23 member 1. NCBI's taxonomy places the organism in Eukaryota, Metazoa, Arthropoda, Insecta, Diptera, Muscidae. The record is from RefSeq and is a predicted model, not a curated record. The transcript has 8 exons. Gene Ontology annotation, molecular function: transmembrane transporter activity. Bases 252 to 1994 code for a protein of 580 amino acids. Gene Ontology annotation, biological process: transmembrane transport. Gene Ontology annotation, cellular component: membrane.